CUGCCCGCACAAGUGAGUUCCUGCUCGACCUUUGAAAUGGGAGGCAGAGAAUCUGGUUCUUGUAGGGGUCCCCGUCGGGAAGACUUGCAGAGGUGGUAGCAAUGCUCUCGAGCACCCAGGUGGCUGCAGCGGAAGGUGACCAAGCGGACCUGCGGUGCCGUGUGGCGGUGGAGGAGCUGAGCCCAGGAGGGCAGCCACGGAAACGCCAGACCUUACGCACCGCGGAGCUGAGUCUGGGUCGAAACGAGCGCCGUGAGUUGAUGCUGCGGCUGCAGGCUCCGGGACCAGCCGGGCAGCCGCGCUGCUUCCCCCUGCGCGCCGCGCGUCUCUUCACACGGUUCGCCGCGUCGGGGCGCAGUACGUUGAGGCUCCCAGCAGAUGCCGUUCCCCUGGCGGGCGCCGUGCAGCUGCUGCUCUCCGACUGCCCCCCAGACCGCCUGCGGCGUUUCUUGCGCAUGCUGCGUCUGAAGCUGGCUGCGGACCCGGGUCCCGGGCCUGCCUCCGCCCGCGCGAAGCUGCUCAACCCUCGCCCCCGCGACUUCGUCACCAUCAGCCCAGUGCAGCCGGAGGAGCUGCGGCGUGUGGCAGCAACCCGGAUUCUGGACACCACGCUGGCCAAGCAGCCGAUGGAACCCGGGACUGGAGCCAAGCCCAGCAUGGAAGCCCCAAGGUGGCCUUUGCCUGUGAAGAAGCUGAGCUUGCUCCCCACCAAGACACAGCUUUCUGAGGAACAGGCUGCAGUGCUGAAGGUUGUCCUAAAAGGCCAGAGCAUUUUCUUCACUGGGAGCGCAGGGACUGGGAAGUCAUAUCUGCUGAAGCGGAUCCUGGGCUCACUGCCCCCCACAGGCACAGUGGCCACUGCUAGCACUGGGGUGGCAGCCUGCCACAUUGGGGGCACUACCCUCCAUGCUUUUGCAGGCAUCGGCUCAGGCAAGGCUCCCCUGGCCCAGUGUGUGGCUCUGGCACAGCGGCCGGGCGUGCGGCAGGCCUGGCUGAACUGCCAGAGGCUGAUCAUUGAUGAGAUCUCCAUGGUGGAGGCAGACUUGUUUGAUAAGCUGGAGGCUGUGGCCAGAGCUGUCCGCCAGCAGAACAAGCCCUUUGGAGGGAUCCAGCUCAUUAUCUGUGGGGACUUCCUGCAGUUGCCACCAGUGACCAAGGGCUCCCAACUCCCUCAGUUCUGCUUCCAGGCCAAGAGCUGGAAGAGAUGUGUGCCAGUGACCCUGGAGCUGACUGAAGUGUGGAGGCAGGCGGACAAGACCUUCAUCUCUCUGUUGCAGGCUGUGAGGCUGGGCAGGUGCUCUGAUGAGGUGACCCGCCAGCUCAGGGCCACAGCUGCCCACAAGAUAGGGCGAGACGGAAUUGUGGCCACAAGGCUCUGCACCCACCAGGAUGACGUGGCCCUCACCAAUGAGAAACGGCUGCAGGAGCUGCCAGGUGAGGUACAUAGCUUUGAGGCUAUGGAUAGCAACCCUGAGUUAGCCAGGACCCUGGAUGCCCAGUGUCCUGUUGGUCGGCUCCUUCAGCUAAAGCUGGGGGCCCAGGUGAUGCUGGUGAAGAAUUUAGCUGUGUCCAGGGGCCUGGUGAACGGCGCCCGAGGUGUAGUAGUCGGGUUCGAGACUGAAGGGAGAGGGCUGCCCCGAGUGCGCUUCCUGUGUGGAGUCACUGAGGUCAUCCAUGCUGACCGUUGGACAGUUCAGGCCACUGGGGGCCAGCUCCUCAGUCGCCAGCAGCUGCCCCUCCAGCUGGCCUGGGCGAUAUCCAUCCACAAGAGCCAGGGCAUGUCUCUAGAUUGUGUGGAGAUCUCUCUGGGACGCGUGUUUGCCAGCGGUCAAGCCUAUGUGGCCCUUUCCAGGGCCCGCAGCCUACAGGGCCUGCGUGUACUAGACUUUGACCCCAUGGUGGUUCACUGUGACCCCCGUGUGCUGCACUACUAUGCCACCCUGCGGGGGAGCAGAGACCUCCAUCUGGAGUCUCCAAAUGAUGAAGAUGCAGCCUCGGACCAGGAGAACAUGGACCCAAACCUCUGAGCCUCUGCUGUAAAAAGAAGACAAAGAAUGAUCUCCACAACUUGCAGCUCCCUAGUGGACCAAGGCCCCAAGGAAUAACUGGUGGAGGAGACCAGUGUUCCUCUGUCCCUUCUUGGGGGUUCUCAGCCUCCUUGCAGGACUAAAGGAAGAGUGCCUCCCACUCACUUACCAGCUAUGCCACAAUUUCUCCAUGAUCAGAAGUAACCUUUUUUGUGCCAGUUGGGAAUGGGUCCAAUGGUGUCAGAGGUCAAAGCUCUCAGCAAGGGAUGGACAUAGAGCCAAAGAGUCCUGAAUGCUUCUCCCUCUAGGUUGCAGAAGAGAGAAGCAGGAAAGACAGAGGCUUAAGGGAGCAGCAUCAGGCCUCUCCAGCUGGGACUGCCUUAGUCCAUUUUGUAUUGUUAUAACAAAAUACCUAAGGGUGAGAUACUUCAUAAAGAAAAGAGGUUUGUUGGUGGACAUGAUAGUGCACACCUAUAAUCCCAGUGACUCUGGAAGCUGAAGUAGGAGGAUUGCAAGUUCAAGGCCAGCCUCAGCAACUAAGCAAGACCCUAAGCAAUUUAGCAAAACCCUGUCUCAAAAUAAGAAAAACUUUAAAAGGGGGUAGGGAUGUGGCUCAGUGGUUAAGCACCCCGGGUUCAAUCUCUAGUAGCAAAAAAAAAAAAGAAAAGAAAGGAAGGAAGGAAGGAAGGAAGGAAGGAAGAAAAAGAGAGAGAGAGGGAGGUUUGUUUAACCCACAGUUCUGGGGGCUCAAGAGCAUGUAGCCAGCAUCCACUCAGCUCUGGUGUGUCCUCAUGGCAGAUGGUAUCAAAUGGCAGAAGCACACAUGAUCAUAUGGCAUGUGAAACAAGAAGCAAGAGAUGGUCCAGGUGAGGUGGGCACCUAUAAUCUCAGGGACUCAGGAGGCUGACCUAGCACCUGGAUUGUGUGGAGAUCUCUCUAGGCCAUGUGUUUGCUAGUAGUCAAGCCUGUGUCAUGUUUCCCAGGCCUACAGGAUGAUCGCAAAUUCGAGGCCAGCUUCAGCAACUUGGCAACACCCUGUCUCAAAAGAUAAAAAAAAAAAAAAAAAAAAAAGGACUGAAGGUAUGGCUCAAUGGGAAAGCACUCCUGGGUUCAACCCCAGUACCAAAAAAUUUAAAAAUGAAAAAAGAAGAUGAAGCCAGAAAUGGGGAAGGGUCUGGCUUGCUCUUUUCAUAACAACUGCUCUGGACAGAACUAAUCCCCUCCUUCCACACCUGAUACUCCUGUAGGACAGCAUUAAUCUACUGUGUGAGGACAGCGCCCCCAUGACUUAAUUACCUUCUGUUGGACCUCACAACUUAAAGAUUUAAAGGUUACAUCACCUCAGUACCACCACACUGGAGACCAAACUUCCAGUAUAUAAAUCUGGAGAGGACCUGGAGGAGACUCACACCAGGUACAGGACCAAGAGAGAGAACAAACCUGAGUUAUCCCACAGCUGGGGUCAGCCUAGCACAACCCAGAGCAAACAACCUUCUGAGCCUAACCUGAGAACAUAUGCUGCAAACGUGUGCCCAUGUUUUAUAUAUUAUAUACAUAAAUAUACAUAUAUUAAUUUUAGUUGUAGAUGGAUAUUGUAGUUACAAUUUUAUUUAUUUUUAUCUUUAUGUGGUGCUGAAAAUUGAACCCAGUACCUCAUGUGGUAGGCAAGCACUCUACCACUGAGCCACAACCCCAGCCUCCUGUGUGCCCAUAUCUUAAGCUGCUUUUUUUUUUUUGCGGGGGAGGGAUAGUGUUCUGGGGCACUGAAAUGAUUGUUCCCAGGUUGUAUUUAUUUAGGACAAAUAAAC
Messenger RNA from Marmota monax (woodchuck), 3835 nucleotides. RefSeq names its product PIF1 5'-to-3' DNA helicase (gene Pif1). Lineage: Eukaryota; Metazoa; Chordata; Mammalia; Rodentia; Sciuridae. The record is from RefSeq and is a predicted model, not a curated record. The transcript is spliced from 13 exons. Gene Ontology annotation, biological process: DNA repair; telomere maintenance. The coding region runs from base 102 to 2027 and encodes 641 amino acids. Gene Ontology annotation, molecular function: DNA helicase activity.